This is a messenger RNA of Gorilla gorilla gorilla (western lowland gorilla), 2882 nucleotides long. It is a transcript of the gene LILRB3, whose product is annotated as leukocyte immunoglobulin like receptor B3. Gene Ontology annotation, cellular component: plasma membrane. The record is from RefSeq and is a predicted model, not a curated record. Gene Ontology annotation, molecular function: inhibitory MHC class I receptor activity. The transcript is spliced from 12 exons. Bases 121 to 2250 code for a protein of 709 amino acids. Gene Ontology annotation, biological process: immune response-regulating signaling pathway; cytokine-mediated signaling pathway. NCBI's taxonomy places the organism in Eukaryota, Metazoa, Chordata, Mammalia, Primates, Hominidae.
GACAACCCCAUGACAAGAAGGACCCAGCCUCCCAGCAGCCACACCCUGUGUGUCUCUCUGUCCUGCCAGCACUGAGGGCUCAUCCCUCUGCAGAGCGCGGGGUCACCGGGAGGAGACGCCAUGACCCCCACCCUCACAGCCCUGCUCUGCCUUGGGCUGAGUCUGGGCCCCAGGACCCACGUGCAGGCAGGGCCCUUCCCCAAACCCACCCUCUGGGCUGAACCAGGCUCUGUGAUCAGCUGGAGAAGCCCCGUGACCAUCUGGUGUCAGGGGACCCUGGAGGCCCAGGGGUACCGACUGCAUAAAGAGGGAAGCCCAGAGCCCUGGGACAGAAAUAACCCACUGGAGCCCAAGAACAAGGCCAGAUUCUCCAUCCCAUCCAUGACACAGCACCAUGCAGGGAGAUACCGCUGCCGCUAUUACAGCUCUGCAGACUGGUCAGAGCCCAGCGACCCCCUGGAGCUGGUGGUGACAGGAGCCUACAGCAAACCCACCCUCUCAGCCCUGCCCAGCCCUGUGGUGGCCUCAGGGGGGAACGUGACCCUCCGAUGUGGCUCACAGAACGGAUAUCACCAUUUUGUUCUGAUGAAGGAAGGAGAACACCAGCUCCCCCGGACCCUGGACUCACAGCAGCUCCACAGUGGGGGGUUCCAGGCCCUGUUCCCUGUGGGCCCCGUGACCCCCAGCCACAGGUGGAGGUUCAGAUGCUAUUACUAUUAUACGAACACCCCCCAGGUGUGGUCCCACCCCAGUGACCCCCUGGAGAUUCUGCCCUCAGGCGUGUCUAGGAAGCCCUCCCUCCUGACACUGCAGGGCCCUGUCCUGGCCCCUGGGGAGAGCCUGACCCUCCAGUGUGGCUCUGAUGUCGGCUACGACAGAUUUGUUCUGUACAAGGAGGGGGAACGUGGCUUCCUCCAGCGCCCUGGCCAGCAGCCCCAGGCUGGGCUCUCCCAGGCCAACUUCACCCUGGGCCCUGUGAGCCCCUCCCAUGGGGGCCAGUACAGAUGCUACGGUGCACACAACCUCUCUUCCGAGUGGUCAGCCCCCAGUGACCCCCUGAACAUCCUGAUCGCAGGACAGUUCUAUGACACCGUCUCCCUGUCAGUGCAGCCAGGCCCCACGGUGGCCUCAGGAGAGAACGUGACCCUGCUGUGUCAGUCAUGGUGGCAGUUUGACACUUUCCUUCUGACCAAAGAAGGGGCAGCCCAUCCCCCGCUGCGUCUGAGAUCAAAGUACCGAGCUCAUAAGUACCAGGCUGAAUUCCCCGUGAGUCCUGUGAUCUCAGCCCACACGGGGACCUACAGGUGCUACGGCUCACGCAGCUCCGACUCCUACCUGCUGUCUUUCCCCAGUGACCCCCUGGAACUCAUGGUCUCAGGACCCUCUGGAGGCUCCAGGCUCCCACCCACAGGGCCGCCCUCCACACCUGGUCUGGGAAGAUACCUGGAGGUUUUGAUUGGGGUCUCAGUGGCCUUCAUCCUGCUGCUCUUCCUCCUCCUCUUCCUCCUCCUCCGACGUCAGCGUCACAGCAAACACAGGACAUCUGACCACAGAAAGACUGAUUUCCAGCGUCCUGCAGGGGCUGCGGAGACAGAGCCCAAGGACAGGGGCCUGCUGAGGAGGUCCGGCCCAGCUGCUGACGUCCAGGAAGAAAAUCUCUGUAAGAGGAAGAGAGGGGACAAAUGGGGGUGCUGGAGAGACAGGAGUCCCAAAAUUUCAGUAGCAACAGGGAGGGGCUGGGAAGGGUCUGGGGCUCCGUGGAAGAUGGUCUCGCCCCACACUGUGGGACCUCCCUGGAUCUCAGUGGCCCCAUCUGGGAGCAGGGCAGGGGCCAGCAGGACUGAGAGUUCUCAGAGAACCAGGAGACGAACCCCUUGCUCUGCCCCAGCAGAUACUGCCGUGAAGGACACACAGUCUGAGGACCGGGUGGAGCUGGACAGUCAGCAGAGCCCACACAAUGAAGACCCCCAGGCAGUGACGUACGCCCCGGUGAAACACUCCAGACCCAGGAGAGAAAUGGCCUCUCCUCCCUCCUCACUGUCCGAGGAAUUCCUGGACACAAAGGACACACAGGCAGAAGAGGACAGACAGAUGGACACUCAGGCUGCUGCAUCUGAAGCCUCCCAGGAUGUGACCUACGCCCAGCUGCACAGCUUGACCCUUAGACGGAAGGCAACUGAGCCUCCUCCAUCCCAGGAAGGGCCCUCUCCAGCUGAGCCCAGCAUCUAUGCCACCCUGGCCAUCCACUAGCCCAGGGGGGACCCAGACCCCACACUCAACAGAAGGAGACUCAGGACGGCUGAAGGCAUGGGAGCUGCCCCCAGUGCACACCAGUGAACCCCAGCCAGCCUGGACCCCUAACACAGACCACGAGGAGACGCUGGGAACUUGUGGGACUCACCUGACUCAAAAAUGACUAAUAUCGUCCCAUUUUGGAAAUAAAGCGACAGACUUCUCAACAAUCAAUGAGUUAAUAACAAAAACAAAAACAAAAACAAAAACAGACGUAAAGGCCGGGUGUGGUACUCAGGAGGCUGAGUGGGGAGGAUUCCUUGAACACAAGAAGUUAAGGCUGCUGAGGCUGCAGUGAGCUAUGACUGUGCCACUGCACUCCAGCCUGUGUGACAGAGCAAGACCUUGUCUCUAAAAAAAAAGAGUGAAUGUUUUAAGCUGAAUGAUAAUGUAAAUAUUAUACAUCGAACUUAUGACAUGGGAAAAUUAAGAAGCAUAAAUAGGCCGGGCGCGGUGGCUCACGCCUAUAAUCUCAGCACUUUGGGAGGCUGAUGCGGGCGGAUCACGAGGUCAGGAGAUCGAGACCAUCCUGGCUAACACGGUGAAACCCCGUCUCUACUAAAAAUACAAAAAAAUUAGCCAGGCGUGGU